This is a messenger RNA of Paramecium octaurelia, 561 nucleotides long. The record is from the annotation of a GenBank genome assembly. NCBI's taxonomy places the organism in Eukaryota, Ciliophora, Oligohymenophorea, Peniculida, Parameciidae.
AUGUCAAUUAUAUUAUAAAUCCCAAAAAGAGACAUUCUCAUUGAUCUACACUCUAAAAUUAGUUUAAUUUCCAAAAACUAUGCAAAUCUAAUUUUUAUAAUGGAACUCUUUAUUACUAUGUUAAAAGACUACUUAGUAUCAAUAAAAGCUGUAAACCCAUAUGUAACAAUAUUAAAUUUCUUAUAAUAUGAAGAUUAAUUCAAUCCAUUAUAAGACUAUCUAAAAAUAAUUAUAUUAUAGCAUAACGAAGAUGGAUUUUAGGCAUGUACAAAGAAAUCAGAUAUUUAUAUUUAAUUUAAUUAAAUGCUCUUUAAUUAUAAUCGUAAACAUUCUAUAUUUAGAUUAAUUUUAAGAGUAUUUUAAAUUUCUAUAAUAAAUAAAUAGAACUUAAAUAGAUAGCAGACUUCGUUUUGUAUUAGGAUUACUCCUAUAUUUUUGCUGAUCUUUUUGAAGUUAAUUGUAGAAUUGAAUGUGAUAAGAAAGUCCUAUGUGAAGAGGGCCAACAAUAAUUAUUACAACAGACUAUAUACCAUCAAGCGAAGUAAAGAGCUGUUAAUUUGA